Molecule: messenger RNA, 999 nt
Organism: Sporothrix brasiliensis 5110
Lineage: Eukaryota; Fungi; Ascomycota; Sordariomycetes; Ophiostomatales; Ophiostomataceae
Exons: 1
Coding region: 1-999 (332 amino acids)
Molecular function (GO): hydrolase activity
Source: RefSeq, a predicted model, not a curated record
AUGGCGCACAUCAAGACAAAAAUCUUAGUCCUCUCAGACACACACGGAGAACGAUUUCCGCCUGGACGCCAACCACCGACGGGUGUUGAUGUGGUUAUCCACUGCGGCGACCUGACCGAAGAGUCGAAGGUGGCCGAGUUCCGUGCGACGCUCGGCCUCCUCAAAGACCUCGGCGCACCGCUCACUCUGGUAAUCGCCGGUAACCACGACUUUACUCUAGAUCUACCCGCCUUCCACCGCAAGGUGUCUGAGGCCGGGCUGACGACGGAACCCGAGCUCGUGGCUCGCGAAUAUGGCCGCGACGGCGAGGCGCGCCAGCUCUUUGAAGGCGCGCGUGUGUCACACAACAUCCACUUACUCGAUGAGGGCACACACCACUUUACACUCGCCAACGGCGCCUCGCUGACGGUAUAUGCCAGCCCCUACACAUGCUCACUCGACGCCGAUUGGGGCUUCCAGUACCGUCCCGAGGACGCACACGAUUUUGCCAUUGCCGCCGGCACCGACAUUGUUCUGACGCACAGCCCGCCCGAGGGCGUGCUGGACCGCAUGGCAUCGCAGAAACGAGGUGGCCUGCCCGAGCUCUUCCGAGCCGUGGCACGCGCCCGACCGCUGCUGCACUGCUUCGGGCACGUGCAUGCCGGCUGGGGCGCCAAGCUUGUGGCCUGGCGGGAGGCAGAAGCGACGAAUGCCAGUACAGCAUCCCAUUUUACGGCGAUCGACCACGGCCGAUCCACCAUGCUCGAUACGCUGCAGAGUGUCCGGCGCGGCAGGCUGGACGACGAUGCGACGGCCGCGACCAAAUCCCGGCGCCUGGCUGCAUUUGCAGAGCAAGGAUGCCGACCGACAAGCCAUGUGGCUGGCGGCGAUCUCGCUGUCGACGCAGCAUCGCGGACGCAUACCCUGUUUGUCAACGCUUCUAUCAAGGGCGAUGAAGAAGAGCCCUUCUACCUACCGUGGCUGAUCGACCUCGAUUUGCCCGGCAUCAUACUGCCGUAA